AUCAUGGGAUGGAUAACCAAUCCGCCAUGAUGUCGCGACGACACGGUGAAAAAUACGAAUUUGGUGGCCUGUUUCGUGGUUUCUACUGAUUUCGAGGACUUAAAACCCGCAUGACAAAAAGUAACGAUAGUCGAGAUCGGACCUUGGAUAGGUGUUUCUCACUACCGAUUCCUGUUCGGGUGUAUUUUUAGGGAUCGACCGCUGGGUCACCAGCGAGGCAAGCGGCCAAAAUGAGCAAGUUAUCAUUUCGGGCGCGGGCUCUCGAUGCCUCCAAACCCAUGCCCGUUUACGCGACAGAAGAGCUGCCUGACUUGCCGGAUUUUUCGGCAAUCAACCGUGCUGUGCCUCAAAUGCCGACGGGAAUGGAGAAAGAGGAGGAAUCGGAACAUCAUUUACAGAGAGCCAUAUCUGCCCAACAGGUUUAUGGUUCAGCCAAUCCGUUGGUUAUUCCUACACCAGACUUUGAGAGAUCGGGGGAAUAUUAUGACGCCAUUUAUGAGAACUCCUACAAGCAGCCUAAGCAAUAUGUCCAUGUCCAGCCACUCAGCAUGGAGCAGGACAUUCCUGAUUAUGAUAUGGACGCAGAAGAUGAAGAAUGGAUGAAGAAACACAGCAAGAACUUUGAAAUCACCAGUUUACAAUUUGAGGAAAUGAUGGACAGGCUUGAAAAGGGCAGCGGACAACAGGUUGUGACAUUGAAAGAAGCGAAGCUACUCUUAAAAGAAGAUGAUGAUCUUAUCAUAGCUGUUUAUGACUACUGGCUAAACAAACGUCUCAAAUCAAUGACUGGUUGUGGGUUAAUUCCUAACGUCAGGCAGGAGAAGCGAGAUGGGUCAACAAGUAACAAUCCCUAUGUGGCCUUCAGGAGGAGAACAGAGAAAAUGCAGACGAGGAAAAACAGGAAGAAUGACGAGGCGUCGUACGAGAAGAUGUUGAAGCUUAGGAGAGAUCUUAACAGGGCUGUAACGUUAUUGGAGAUGGUGAAGAGGCGAGAAAAGAGUAAAAAGGAAGCCGUCCACUUAACGCUAGAGAUAUUCGAGAAGAGAUUUCAAAUGGAUGAUUUCAGCGGUGCCAUAUUGGCAGACUGUGAAGAGCUCAGCAAGCGACAACCGUCAUUCACGAUACCUGCAAUUCCCAAUGGAAACCAAUAUAGUUCCUGGUCCAUCAAAACGGAGGACGGUCUUAAAAAGAAGCGAGAAUACAAGAAGAGGAAACACAAGGAAGAGAAGAAACUUCGCCAGAUGACAAACUCAUCAAUAGGAGAAAUAGAACCGACCCGCUUUCCAGAUAUUAGAAGCUCCGAAGAGGAGCUUUCCCCACAGGUGCAAUCAACGUCCGAUCCUGAGGAGGAGACCGAUCCUGAUGGUGUCUUUGCCUUCCGUCGCAAGAAAGGCUGUCACUAUGUCGCUCCUCAUCCUGAGCUGUCCCGAGGCUGGCCGUGGUCAGAUGAACAGCCCAGAGCAAUUACAGACAACAGGUAUCGUUACAGCUGCACAUCACUAAGGGAGCCAAGAAGAUGUAUCGGAUUGGCUAGAAGGAGAGUAGGCAGAGGUGGAAGGAUCCUGCUAGACAGAGCAUGGACACCGUUCCAGAAUUACAAGGAGCUUGACGACUGUUUAUUAAACCCUCCAACUGAGCCUAGCAUGUCACCACUGCGGUCCCCUUCAGCAAGCUCGUCACAAACAAGUCUUCCACUAAGUGUUCUUCUGGACGAGAUCAGGGCCAAACGAAUGCUGCACUUCAGACCAAAAACACCCCCACCCCCAAUCCAACCGGCCCCAUCUCCACCGUUACCCCAACUGCCACCAUCACAGGUUCCUAUGGAGGAAAGUCUGGAGUCGCUUCUGCCAAGUGGCUCAUUUCCCACGAUAGAAACGCCCAGCAGGCUACCCCAGCAAAUUCUGACCGAUAGCGAUGGCGUACCCGAGGGUGACGUGGCCCCUUCCAUGCAAACACUGCCCUCGUUGGCUCCGUCAGAUUCCAUCGUCCCGUUGCUCGAAUCUCAGGACUUGCAAACAGUCGAGGUGGACGUUGUGAACUCGGACAGCUCCUCGGAGCUGAACACUUCGUUUGGGUCUCUCCCAACGUCGAGGUUCACGUUGGAACCGAGUAGGGAACUUACUAAGCACAAAUCAAUUGUUGUGGAACCUCUGCCCGUGUUAGUCCCACCGACUACUUUGACAGUCAAGGAGAAUCAUGCUAACACAGUGAACACACUGCUGAAUCACAAGGCCCUCUUAGAAGCUACUACCAAAGUUCCCACUGGUCAUUCCACGGCACCCGCCGCAACAGUACUACAGCUUAACUACCCACUAGGCGUGGCUAAAACGAGCAACCCCACGGCGGCAACGCCCACUACUACCACGCCCUCUAACGCCCAAACCCCUAACGAUGGGAUUGUAACGAACUCAGUCGACGUCAUAAUGCAAUCCUCGUCAGAAGCUGGGGUCGUUUCGGACUCUCUCUUGAAAGGCAACUUGAUGAGAGAGAAGAAUAAGGGAGGAUUCGAGGGAACUAACGUCGUUGUCUCGUCGACACAGAAUGUUUCUCUUGCUAAUGCUGUCAAAAGGAUAUCACAGGCAAAUAAUAUAGACGUUAUAUCAAGAGACAAACACGAGGACUCGAACCACUCACUAGACAGCGCUUGUAUACCCAACAACAAAUCUGUGGUCAUGGAGGUAACGUGACCCGCUCCAGGUUACCCUGCAAGCCGCUGAUGAAACGACAGUCUUUGGACACGCAAGACGGAUGUGAACCCCCCUCCCCUACAAAUUGUGAAAAGCCAUGGUAUAGUAGGAUGUAGCUGACAAGAUGGACGCCUGUGUCCUUGUGAGGUGAUAUUUGUCCGAUCCAAUGUCCAUACACUAGCCACUUUGUAUUGUACGAUCGUAUUUAGUCAACACCAUGGUCAGUUCUACGGUUCAGGGAUUAAAUUAAGUGUAAUUCUAGCCUUAAGAUGUAAAACAAAAAAGAAAGGUAACCGCAAACUUUUUUUUUUUUUACACAAAAACAUUUCUUCAUUUAUGAAGAAGUUAUCAUCACGUCCUUUCAAUAGAGCUUAACAGUUUUCUAAGAAUAAACCAGUGUUCAAAUUAGUCUGGUGCCCGUCAAAAGUUUGAUGUUCCAUACUAGUUUGUGCUGGAAGGUCUGGACACCAAACAACUUACCAUCUAUGUAUGGUUUGGCUCAUGUAUUUUCCUAUCAGGAAUUGACUUUGAGUGAAGUAGUUGACCCCUUUCCCCCUGGAGCUGUCAUGGAGAACAUCUGGACUCAAAGUAGCCAAAAAUAAAAACAAAUUUUCAGGAAGUUGUGGUAAUGAAAUUUUAUAGAAAAAUUAACAAUGGCCCCAUGUGGUCUCUGUAUACAUACGCUGGAUGCUAAUAAGGAGCACAUUGCUGUAUAAAGAUAAAAAUGAAAUAAAAAUGAAAUUCAAACAAUUGAUUCCAGGAGAUUUUACCCAGACAGUCGAGUUUUUCAUAUAAAAUUUGAGGUUUGUUCAGCGAAAUGACAUAAUCUUAUGUACUGUAGUUAGGUACAAGGCUGUAGCGCUACAAGUUUUAGACUACAUGUAAAAACGUGCAGAUAGUCCGUUUAACAUGGCUGCAUAAUGGCAUGUUCAGAAUGUUGUGUCUUUUCUGAGACGGUAUUUUACUGUACAUUUAAGAUCUUCUUUGCAUCAUGAGAACCGUCAAUUUGUCAUUCUCUAAAACUAAGACCAGAAAUCAAGGUGUCAGUAGAAUGUUGAGCUUAAUGCAUCAUGCGGGAAAAAAAAAAGGAAGACAAAAAUCCCUGGCAUUGAGCAAGGGCCCCUGUAGCCAUACUGUUUAAUCCUUUGAAACUGGAUUAAAAUGGAUUACAUGUACACAUAUCCUUGACAGCUAAACAGACUUUCAGCCUAGAGGAGAGUAGCACACCAAAGGGAUGUAGCAUAAACUUUCUGAAGAGGAAGACAUUUUAAGUAUAAAAAAAAUCCUUAAAAAACAAAAUCUAAAAAAAGAUGAUGGGUAGAUCUUAGGUUACGACAGGGUCGUCUGCCUUUGGAGGUACUCCAUCGGCGUAUGUUAAUAAUGUUAUUAUAAUUGGUAAAGUGUCCAGUGUUGAAACAAAAAUGUAACUCAUGUGCUUUGUUAAAAAAAGUGGGGGAAAAAAACAAAAGGACCGAACUUUCCUAAAAAAUUGCUUGACGUGUAGUGAAUGUAAAAUGAAUCUUUAAAAAAAAAUACAAAUUUUUGAGUGAGACACACAAAAAGGUUUACUUAGGUGGGGAAAAAAUGUCACUUUGAAUUUAACUCGACCCAUUUUGAUGGCUUUCUGGUUUGGGUCAACUUUUUUUAUCUGAUAUCUGUAUUGUACAACCAUCCAACAUUAAACUUUAUAAACGUUCCAAAGUUAGCAGAGCAGAGUUUAUUCAACGUGAUGGGAAUCCAAAUAGCAUUUAUCUAUCAUCUUGUCAUCCAUUUCAAUUCAGUGCCUUGUUAAUUUGUAUGCAAGGUUGCCUUGGUUUGCUUCAGAACCCUUAAGAUACCUCAUACUUCUUCCCUCCUCCCCCCUCCUUAUCUCCUGAAGAUUUUCCCAUUUUGAUUCUGCAGUAUAGACUGUAGUGAAUAUGAUGUCACCGUUCAAAUAUCUGACCUACAACAUGGCGCCUAUGUGCGUGCGCGUGCAUGUGCCGUAGAAAUCAAACCGGGAAUGUUGCGUGUUGCGUGCUUCAUUGAUGUGAGGUUAGCCCUACAAGAUGGCGACUUUCAUAGCAAAAAAGAGGUUAUUUAAUACGGUCUAUUGGUUCUCCGUUUUGUAGAGACUAAAUUGUGGAUGAUCAAAGUGCAAUGUCAUCAUGCUUGUUGACAGCUUCUGCUUAGCAGAACAUUGCUCAAGUAGUUGGGCCCAGGUCAUGGGAAUAAUAUUGCACAGUUUGUAUGCGAUCGCUUUAGGGAACAAGACCUUUGUUUGAACAGUACACCUCCUGUAUGUCACUCAAUAGCAAUAUAUUAAUUAGAAUGAUAUCAAUGCAUUGUUGAUUACUAUGCUUUACAGUACAGCUGUGAUAGGCUACAAUAAUCAUGGUGGUAUUAGUCAUUGGGGAUUCCAGUCUAGUUUGACCUACUCCAUUUUAAGCAAAGUGCACAACCACAAUCAUUGGUACAUUUUUUUACACAAAUUCUCCAGAUAAAUAUUGAGUGACUCUUUGCAGAUCUUGUAUUUGACAAACUCAAAAGCACUUCUAAAUCAUUAUUGACACAGUGAUUGUUAAAGGCAGUGGACACUAUUGGUAAUUACUCAAAAAACUUAUUAGCACAAAACCGUUCUUGGUAACAAGU
Molecule: messenger RNA, 5318 nt
Organism: Asterias rubens (European starfish)
Lineage: Eukaryota; Metazoa; Echinodermata; Asteroidea; Forcipulatida; Asteriidae
Product: enhancer of polycomb homolog 1-like
Exons: 14
Coding region: 231-2687 (818 amino acids)
Biological process (GO): regulation of transcription by RNA polymerase II
Cellular component (GO): piccolo histone acetyltransferase complex
Source: RefSeq, a predicted model, not a curated record